GUCCUUGGGUUCGAAGGCCGGUCGGCCGAGGUGCGGGAGCGCGCUGCGCUGGCCUGUGGGGACGGCGGCUGCCCGUGGAGGAGCCCCCGGACUCGGCGGCGCGGCCCGGGUCCCACCCUCCCGGUCCCGGCGCCGCUGCCGUGGUCCGGGCUGUGUGGCAUUCCUUCGCGUCCCCCUCUUCCCGCCUCCACCCACGCUGCUUUCCGCCCAUUCACUCGGGAGGGUUUCUUGAAUGCCUGCACCGGCGCCGAGCUGGCGAGCCGGGAACCCUGCCGAGUGUCUAAGAUCCGGUCUUGAAUUCUCAGUUCUCCUGCUUCAGCAUCUAGACUGCUGGGAUUACAGUGUGUACCACCCCGCAUAUCCCUCCUGGGCAGUCGGACUGUCUUUACUUCUGUCUUGAUAGAACUUUUGCUAAGGAAAUGAUUUGGUGAUGGAGUGUUCCUCCUGACCGAUGGACUCAAAGAAGAAAAGCUCAACAGAGGCAGAAGGAUCCAAAGAAAGAGGCCUGGUCCAUGUCUGGCAGGCAGGAUCCUUUUCUCUAACACCAGAGAGGUUGCCAGGCUGGGGAGGAAAGACGGUUCUUCAGGCAGCCCUUGGCGUGAAGCAUGGAGUUCUUCUGACUGAAGAUGGCGAAGUCUACAGCUUUGGGAUGCUUCCCUGGAAAAGGGAAUCAGCAGAAACUUGUCCAAGCAGCCCCCUUCUAGAGAGUGCCCUGGUUGGGCAUCAUGUUGUCACUGUGGCAACAGGGAGCUUCCACAGCGGAGCAGUGACAGAAAGUGGGGUGGUGUACAUGUGGGGGGAGAACGCUGCCGGCCAGUGCGCAGUAGCUAACCAGCAGUAUGUGCCGGAGCCGAGUCCCGUCAGCAUCUCUGACUCGGAGACCAGCCCUGUGUUAGCGGUUAGGAUUCUACAGUUGGCGUGUGGCGAGGAACACACACUGGCAUUGUCGAUCAGCAGAGAGAUCUGGGCAUGGGGCACCGGCUGUCAGCUGGGUCUCAUCACCACCACCUUCCCGGUGACAAAGCCGCAAAAGGUGGAGCACCUCGCCGGGCGAGUGGUGCUCCAGGUUGCCUGUGGUGCAUUCCACAGCCUCGCCCUGGUGCAGUGCCUCCCUCCCCAGGAUCUGAAGCCAGUCCCGGAGAGAUGCAAUCAGUGCAGCCAGCUGCUCAUCACUAUGACGGACAAAGAGGACCAUGUGAUCAUCUCAGACAGCCAUUGCUGCCCGUUAGGUGUGACACUGUCCGAAUCCCAAGCAGAAGAUCAUGCCGGCACUGCCACCAGCCCUCACCCAGAGUCACUGGAUGGGCAGGGAGAGGUAUUUGAGAACCCUCUGGUAGAAGCUGAACCGAACGUGGGAAACGUGCAGACCGCGAGGGGCACUGCCGUCUCCUCUCAGCAGAACAUUGUGGGAACUGCCGAGGUGUCUUCAGCCGGAACUGCUCCCUCGUACCCCGACACCCAGGCAGUAACUGCCUACCUGCAGAAGCUGUCGGAGCAUUCAGUGAGGGAGAGCCAUGAGCAAGGAGAAGAGCCACCCCAGGCCCAGCCUCUUACAGAAGAAGCAGGCCCUGAUCUUCACAGUCCACCAACCACAAGCACCUCAGCCCUCAACAGCCUGGUGGUCUCGUGUGCGUCUGCUGUUGGUGUGAGAGUGGCGGCCACAUAUGAAGCCUUGUCUCUCAAGAAAGUUAUGAACUUUUACAGUACUGCCGCCGGUGAGGCGGGAGUUCCGCCAGGCAGUGCUUCCACAGGCCCUGAAGGUCUGAAAGACCUCAGAGAAGAGCAGGUGAAACAGGAAUCCAUACAAGCGAAGAAAAGCUCAAGUCUCGUGGAUAUCAGAGAGGAAGAGUCGGAGGCAGGGAGUCGAAGACUCUCCCUCCCAGGACUGUUGUCGCAAGUUUCCCCCAGGCUCCUAAGGAAGGCCGCAAGGGCAAAAACUCGGACAGUGGUUCUGACUCCUACAUACAGCGGAGAAGCAGACGCCCUCCUGCCUUCCCUGAGAACAGAGGUGUGGACCUGGGGGAAAGGCAAGGAGGGGCAGCUGGGCCAUGGAGAUGUGCUGCCCAGGCUUCAGCCAUUGUGUGUCAAGUGUCUGGAUGGUAAGGAGGUGAUCCACCUGGAGGCAGGUGGCUCCCACUCUCUUGCACUUACUGCGAAAUCUCAGGUUUACUCGUGGGGUAGCAAUACCUUUGGUCAACUCGGGCAUUCUGACUUCCCGACCACAGUUCCUCGGCUCUCGAAGGUUAGCAGUGAGAAUGGAGUCUGGAGUGUAGCUGCAGGCCAGGAUUAUUCCUUGUUUUUAGUGGACACUGAAGACUUCCAGCCUGGCUUGUAUUACAGUGGCCGACAGGACCCUGCAGAAGGUGACACCCUGCCAGAGAACCCCAGUGGCACAAAGACUCCAGUACUUCUCUCCUGUAGUAAGCUUGGAUAUAUAAGCAGAGUAGCAGCAGGAAAAGAUAGCUACCUAGCCUUGGUGGACAAAAACAUCAUGGGGUAUAUCGCCAGUCUCCACGAGUUGGCUACCACGGAAAGACGGCUUUACUCAAAACUGAGUGAAAUCAAAUCACAGAUACUUAGGCCGCUUCUCGGUUUAGAAAAUUUGGGCACUGUGACUACUGUCCAGCUGUUGCAGGAAGUUGCAAGCCGAUUCAGCAAGUUGUGUUACCUCAUUGGGCAGCAUGGAGCCUCACUGAGCAGCUUUCUGCAGGGAGUGAAGGAAGCCAAGAGCCUGGUCCUCAUGAAGCACUCAAGUCUUUUCUUGGACAGUUACACAGAGUACUGCACAUCCAUUUCAAAUUUCCUGGUUAUGGGAGGAUUCCAGCUUCUUGCCAAGCCUGCCAUUGAUUUCCUAAAUAAAAACCAAGAGCUCUUGCAAGAUUUGUCAGAAGUGAAUGAUGAGAACACUCAGUUGAUGGAAAUACUGAAUACGCUGUUUUUCUUGCCAAUCAGACGUCUUCAUAAUUAUGCAAAAGUUUUGCUAAAGCUUGCCACAUGCUUUGAAGUGACAUCUCCAGAAUAUCAGAAGUUGCAGGACUCCAGUUCUUGUUAUGAGUCUCUUGCUCUCCAUCUCGGCAGGAAGAGGAAGGAAGCUGAGUACACCCUGGGCUUCUGGAAGACCUUCCCUGGAAAGAUGACGGAUUCCUUGAGGAAGCCAGAGCGCCGACUGCUGUGUGAGAGCAGUAACCGAGCCCUCUCGCUGCAGCAUGCUGGAAGGUUUUCUGUGAACUGGUUCAUUCUCUUCAAUGAUGCCCUGGUCCAUGCUCAGUUCUCCACACACCAUGUAUUCCCUUUGGCCACACUCUGGGCAGAGCCACUUUCUGAAGAAGCUGGGAGCGUGAAUGGCUUAAAGAUAACCACCCCUGAAGAACAGUUCACGCUCAUUUCCUCAACACCCCAGGAAAAGACCAAGUGGCUUCGGGCUAUCAGCCAAGCUGUAGAUCAGGCUUUGAGGGGGGCAUCCGACUUCCCACUUUACGGAGGAGGAGGAGGCGGCGGCGGCGUUCAGAGGCAGGAACCACCCAUCUCAAGAAGUGCCAAAUACACUUUCUACAAGGAUCCCCGCCUAAAGGAUGCGACUUACGAUGGGCGCUGGCUUUCAGGGAAGCCUCACGGCAGGGGUGUUCUGAAGUGGCCCGAUGGAAAGAUGUACUCUGGCAUGUUCAGGAAUGGCUUGGAAGAUGGAUACGGUGAAUACCGAAUCCCAAACAAGGCCCUCAACAAAGAAGACCAUUAUGUGGGCCAUUGGAAAGAGGGGAAAAUGUGUGGCCAGGGUGUCUAUAGCUAUGCCUCUGGUGAAGUGUUUGAAGGCUGUUUUCAAGAUAACAUGCGCCAUGGGCACGGUCUCCUCCGGAGUGGAAAGCUGACUUCUUCUUCUCCCAGCAUGUUCAUUGGCCAGUGGGUGAUGGAUAAGAAGGCAGGAUAUGGCGUCUUUGAUGACAUCACUAGGGGAGAAAAGUACAUGGGAAUGUGGCAAGAUGAUGUAUGCCAAGGGAACGGAGUGGUAGUUACCCAGUUUGGGCUGUACUACGAAGGCAACUUCCACCUUAAUAAAAUGACAGGAAAUGGGGUUUUGCUUUCAGAAGAUGAUACUAUCUAUGAAGGAGAGUUUUCCGAUGACUGGACUCUUAGUGGAAAGGGAACAUUGACUAUGCCAAAUGGAGACUAUAUUGAAGGUUAUUUUAGUGGAGAAUGGGGAUCUGGGAUAAAAGUCACUGGAACCUACUUCAAACCUAGCCUGUAUGAGAGUGAUAAAGACAGACCCAAAGCCUUCAGGAAGCUGGGAAACCUGGCGGUGGCCGCUGAUGAGAAAUGGAGAGCAGUGUUUGAUGAAUGUUGGCACCAGCUGGGCUGUGAGAGCCCAGGCCAAGGGGAAGUUUGGAAAGCAUGGGAUAACAUUGCUGUGGCCUUGACCACCAAUCGCCGCCAGCACAGAGACAGCCCAGAGACACUAAGCCGUUCACAGACUCAGACACUGGAGAGUUUGGAGUACAUCCCCCAGCAUGUUGGUGCCUUCUCUGUGGAGAAGUAUGACGACAUCAAGAAGUAUUUAAUAAAGGCCUGUGACACCCCUCUGCAUCCGCUGGGCAGGCUCGUGGAGACCCUGGUCGCAGUGUAUAGAAUGACGUACGUGGGCGUGGGGGCCAACCGCCGCUUACUGCAGGAGGCCGUGAAGGAGAUCAAGUCCUAUCUCAAGCGGAUUUUUCAGCUGGUGAGGUUCUUAUUUCCUGAGCUUCCUGAAGAGGGCAGCACAAUUCCUCUCUCUGCUCCUCUGCCCGCUGGAAGGAGAUCCUUCUGCACCGGAAAGUCGGAUUCCAGAUCCGAGUCUCCAGAGCCAGGUUAUGUGGUAACAAGUUCUGGCCUGCUGCUUCCUGUGCUGCUGCCUCGCCUCUACCCACCGCUAUUCAUGCUCUACGCCCUGGAUAACGACCGGGAGGAAGAUGUUUACUGGGAGUGUGUGCUUCGACUAAACAAGCAGCCGGAUAUUGCUCUCCUGGGCUUCCUUGGGGUGCAGAGGAAAUUCUGGCCAGCAACCCUGUCAAUCCUCGGAGAGAGUAAAAAGGUUUUGCCAGCCACAAGGGAUGCUUGCUUUGCAUCUGCAGUGGAGUGUCUGCAGCAGAUCAGCACAACAUUUACUCCAUCAGACAAACUUAAAGUCAUCCAGCAGACCUUUGAAGAGAUCUCCCAGAGCGUCCUGGCGUCGCUGCAGGAGGACUUCCUUUGGUCCAUGGAUGACUUGUUCCCUGUCUUCUUGUAUGUGGUGCUCCGGGCCAGGAUUCGGAAUUUAGGCUCUGAAGUUCACCUCAUUGAAGAUCUGAUGGACCCCUAUCUCCAGCACGGGGAGCAAGGCAUAAUGUUCACCACCCUGAAGGCGUGUUAUUACCAGAUCCAGCGGGAGAGGCUGAACUAGAACGGGAGCCAGGCUAUCUGCUGUGGAGGCCGCGACCCCGUCUGGAGUCUCUGGUGGGGGCACGGAACACUGUUGAAACUGGAAUGGACUUGAUGUUGUUUUGGUUGUAAUUUCUGAGCCUUACUAAUACUUAGAUCCCUGAGCCCAGGGUGGAAAACGUACUGUAUUGUUCAAGUGGACGCUGGGAAAGGAAAUAGGAAUCAGGUUAGACAGCCCUUGGCCUGUGCUAAGAUCCGUUCACCUGCUCAGAAAAGGAAACCGGGUUACCCUUUCCUGAAGUGAAAGCUCUCCGCUCCGUGAAGUGACAGGAAGUGUCCAAGAAAGCUGCUGACAUGAACGAAGUUGGUGACUAUCUGUAAGAUCCUACUUGGUCCAAAUCCAUUUGCACUGACCCUCAUCCCUUGGCAAGGAGCUGGUUUUACUUGAGACUGAAAUAGCCAGCUGUACCUUACCUUCCUGGACCCUUUCUAGCCACAUGUGAAGCAUGCUACUUGGCUAGGGGAAGGAGAAGAAUUUUUAAACUGCAGUUUUAACCUUUUUAAAGCCCCUCCACCAGGGUAUCCCGUGAGGAGACACCAACCCCCUGGUUCCAACAUGGAACGCGUCCUGGAAUGCGUCCAAAUAAGAUCUUCUGCCUCCUGAUGAAAAAGAACAUAGGAAUCCACUGGAAUGCAAACACUGACCCUGAGCUGCUACACGCCUCACUGGUCUGGGGCAAGCUGCGUUCCCAGGAGGCUCCUGAGCUUCUGAGCACAAGCUUGUGUGGAAACUGAAGACAGGAAAUGUGGAAGGAAGCAAGGAACCGCAGCAGCCCCAGCCCAGAGUGUGGGUCUUCCCUGAACCUCACACUGAACUCAGGAAGGAAGGAGAGACACACUGGCAUUUCCCACCUCAAAAGUAUUGUGACAUGGCAACAUUUUCACGGUUUGCUUUUUUACAAACAUCCCACUGUAGGUUGUCGGUUUACACCCUAGCGGUAACGCUGGUAGCUGUCCGGAUAACACAGGUGCUCUUCCGUCUCAUCUGCUGUGCUCCAGGCUGAGCACGGUGUCCUGAUUCAUGUGAAGUGACUCAGCAGGCGUUACUUUUGAAAAGGAUCAUGAUUUAUGAGCUACUUUGUAAUCAAGACAAGCAUUUGUUAAAACACUGUUUCGGAGUGUUGGCUGUAAUGUAACAGCACUUUUCAUAAUAAAUGACAUCCAUCUCUAAGAA
Messenger RNA from Psammomys obesus (fat sand rat), 6622 nucleotides. RefSeq names its product alsin Rho guanine nucleotide exchange factor ALS2 (gene Als2). Lineage: Eukaryota; Metazoa; Chordata; Mammalia; Rodentia; Muridae. Bases 452 to 5410 code for a protein of 1652 amino acids. The transcript is spliced from 35 exons. The record is from RefSeq and is a predicted model, not a curated record. Gene Ontology annotation, molecular function: guanyl-nucleotide exchange factor activity.